Prunus armeniaca (apricot) is the source of this 1233-nucleotide messenger RNA. Lineage: Eukaryota; Viridiplantae; Streptophyta; Magnoliopsida; Rosales; Rosaceae. The record is from the annotation of a GenBank genome assembly.
AUGAGCCUAUCUAGUUCCUCUUCCUUUCCUAAGUCUGAGCCUAUGCUUACUCCUUACCCUAGUCUUUCUCCUAUCCCAGUUAUUAAUCGUUUUAGUCCCUUAGGAUCUACAUUGAGCCAAAUAAGACCCAAUUACCAAUCUGCACUUACUUCCAGUUAUGACCCCUUUCAGCUACCUCCUACUGCAACUCCACUUUCUUCUUCUACCUUUUAUCCUAAGACUUCCCCCUACAUUUUUAGGAGUACUGCUAAUCUUUUUAUUCUUGAACCACAUGUUUCUGUAUCUAUGAGCCCAGCAAUGAUCGCCCAGAAUCACUUUCCUCCUGGUUUUCAUUAUCUUCCGCAUAGUCCAUACAAGUCUCUUAAAUUAUAUAGAGAAAUACUUCAUGAGACCAAAUCUGUUGAUAUUAAGCCUAUCCGUGAUAAAACUGAUCCCCAAAAAAUUAUCUACCAUUCCCUCUACAUCUACCAGAUCUUGAGUCAGAAAAGUUGGGGUGCACACCCUUAUGAGCUAAGAACCCUUCCAUCUAAAUUACAAUAUAAUUAUGCUGACUAUGUUGAGUCUUGGUAUUACAUCUUUUUACAUCAAACUCCUGAUUUCACACAUUCAUGGUUCAUCAAUUUUGACAGUAAAUUCCGCUGUGAGCUUCCCUACUGGUUUCUUCACUGGUGGGACACACAUGGCCCCAAAUCAGAAAUUAUUCAUCCCCAAAUCACUGAGCUUAUUACUUACUUCUGCUCUAAAGUAAAACUCCCUGAGCGUGAUUUAUUCUUUCCUAUUCCCCUGCUUUUCUUUACUCGUUACAAGAUUCCUUGGAUUAUGAAAUGGUCUUACAAUGUUAACUGGGAAACCCGAAUUUUUUCCCGUCAAUUUUCUGUUAAAUGGUGGGAUCGUUUUGAAGUCCACCGAAUUGUUGAAUACAUCUACAGAGACUUUCCUAAGCAUGACUACCCUAAACAUGAGCCUGAGCCUACUUCUCCACAUUCUUCCCAGACAAGUCUCUUUGUUGAAGGAAAAACUAAAGCUGAGUUACAAGAUAUGGCUAAACAAUUACUUCUACAGGCCUCGCAGAUGCAUGAUGAUGAAGACAAUGAGUCCCAAUCAUCUUCAAGUUGCCAGCCCCUCCAGCAAAGCCCAAGCCCAAGUCCUGAUCAACCCCUGAGAUGGUCUGACUAUCCCUAUGGUCAAGAUCCCAAUGAAGCCUAUGCCACUUAUGACCUCAAUUCAGACUGA